CCGCCUCCGCUUGGGAUGGUUUCCUGCUGGCUCCGCUGUGAACGGGACUCUCGCUGCUGUGUUGGAUCCGCUUUGGACUAGACUCUCGCGACUGUGUUGGAUCCAUUGUGGAUUGAACUUUCACAGUAUCAUGUUAGAUCCGCUCGACAUCCAUUGCUUUCCUCCUCUCUAAGGUUCUCAUAGUCAUUAUUGUCACCGACGUCCCACUGGGUCAUUAUUGUCACCGAUGUCCCACUGGGUGUGAGUUUUCCUUGCCCUUAUGUGGGCCUACCGAGGAUGUCGUGGUGGUUUGUGCAGCCCUUUGAGACACUAGUGAUUUAGGGCUAUAUAAGUAAACAUUGAUUGAUUGAUUGAUAGUAAAAAUUUUAAUCAAAGGGACCAUUUGAAAACACACAUGAGAAUACACACUGGAGAAAAACCUUUUUCCUGCUCAGAAUGUGGUAAAAGUUUCAUAUUAAAUCAAAGUUUAAAAGUACACAUGAGAGUACACACUAGAGAAAAACCUUUUUCCUGCUCAGAAUGUGGUAAAAGUUUUGUCAUAAAUCAAAGUUUAAAAGUACACAUAAGAACACACACUGGAGAAAAACCUUUUCCCUGCUCAGAAUGUGGUAAAAGUUUUGCAAUAAAUCAAAGUUUAAAAGUACACAUGAGAACACACACUAGAGAAAAACCUUUUUCAUGUUCAAUCUGCGGUAAGGAUUUUACUCAAAGGCCGCAUUUCAAAGCACACAUGAGAAUACACACUGUAGAAAACCCUUUUUCAUGUUCAAUCUGCAGUAAAGAUUUUAAUCGAAAGGACCAUUUCAAAACACACAUGAGAAUACACACUGGAGAAAAAACUUUUUCCUGCUCAGAAUGUGGUAAAUGUUUUGUAAUAAAUCAAAGUUUAAAAGUACAUAUGAGAACACACACUGGUGAAAAACCUUUUAUAUGUUCAGUUUGUGGUAAAAGUUGUAUAGAAAGACAGCAAUUAAAAUUACAUAUGAGAACGCACUCUGGUGAAAAACCAUACUCCUGUACAAGCUGCAACAAAAGUUUUCGUCACCUAAAAUCUUGUACAGUACACAUGAGAAGACACACAUGAGAGAAAGUGUUGAGUUGCAGUGUGUGUGGUGAAAGAUUGUCUUCUAAGUAGCAGUGUAAGAAACACAAGUGUGCUGGUGAGAACAGCAGCAGCAAAUGAAACUGCAGGAUUUGAAAUAAACUGUCCAGACUUUCAUUUUGACUUUCUAACAACAUCAGCACAUAUAACAUGUGUGACAUCAUUGUUGUGUGUGUAACACAAUCUUGUUAAUAUGAUUCUAACAUUUAUAGAUUAGACACUUCAGUUUAGUGCUUUUAUUUCAGUCAAGUACAUGAGUUAAUAUACACAUUUGUGUAUUUUAAAAUAAACAAUAAUUUGACUGAAAGGGUGAAAAUAAACUACAUAAAAUAUGUUACAUACAAUAAACAUUUUAAGUGUAGAUAUUUAUAAUUCAGUUUUGUACUUAUUCAUAAGUGUUUUAUUUAAGUUUUUUUAAACAAUGAACUGUUUCAUAUUUUAUUUUGUAAUUGUAGAUGAUUCCAUAGAUGAACUCCUUUUAUAUGAUGUACAUAUUUGUUUUACAUGUGUUCAUACCUUUGCUUUUGAGUACACAUAAAUCCCUCUUAGUUCAUAUUUACUGGUUCACAUCUGAAACGUCUUCUGGACCACUUCUGGAAGCAUAUUAUUAUUUACUUUAUACAUGAUUUAAACAAUUGUCCCUACUACAAUUUAAAAAUGUGUGACUUUAUGAAUCAUUUGUUGGGUCUCUAUAAUCCAUUCUAUUAACUGUCUUUAUUACUCUCUUGUGUAAUAUGAAUAUUGUUGUGUGAUUGUUUUAUAUGUAUGUCCCCAGACUUUUAUGCAAUAAACAAUGUAUGCUUCCACUAAAGUUGGGUACAAUAAAUGUAGUUAAUAUUU
Molecule: messenger RNA, 1942 nt
Organism: Nerophis ophidion (straightnose pipefish)
Lineage: Eukaryota; Metazoa; Chordata; Actinopteri; Syngnathiformes; Syngnathidae
Product: oocyte zinc finger protein XlCOF22-like
Exons: 1
Coding region: 395-1084 (229 amino acids)
Biological process (GO): regulation of transcription by RNA polymerase II
Molecular function (GO): DNA-binding transcription factor activity; RNA polymerase II cis-regulatory region sequence-specific DNA binding
Source: RefSeq, a predicted model, not a curated record